CGGAAACCCGGCGGCCGUACAGUAGUAGGCAGCAGUGUCACCUGCAGCCGCAACCUCACCAAGGCGGAAGUGAAGCUCGUUGGCGGCUAGGGUUUUUGCGGCCUCCCGCAGUGACCAAAGCCCAAACCCUAGAGCACCCGCGCCCAUUCCAUGGCGUGCUAGGCCUCGAUCGAGGCUGCGGGGAUUAGUACCGCGGGUUGGGAUUAGAGCAAGCGCCGACCCGAAAUGGCGUCGAGGAACCAAUUCGAUCUCCUUGGAGACGUCGACAACGACGACCCCGCCCACCUCCUCGCAGCCGCCGAGAAGAAGGCGGCCGCGGCGCCUAAGCCUGCGCCUGCGCCAGCGCCCGCGCCGGCCAAGCUGCCUACCAGGCCACCUCCGCCCGCGCAAGCUGUGAGGGAAGAAAGGAGCUAUGGUGCUCCACCGCGCGAUGGACCUGGACGUGGUGGUCCAGGACGCGGAAGAGGCAGCCGUGGCGGCAGGACUGGCCCGAGGCGAGAAUUUGGUGAUGCUGGUGCCAAUGGCUUUGAGGGAGGGUAUGGUGGUGGUGGUGGCUUUGGAGACGGUGCAGUUGCUCGCGGUGAAAAUGGUGAGGGGAGGCAGGCAGAGAGGGGCCGUGGGCCGCGCCAGCCUUACCGUGGAGGUGGGCGCCGUGGUGGGUAUACUGAUGGGCAGUCUGGGGAUGAGUUCGGACGCCCUCGCCGGGCAUAUGAGCGCCACAGCGGCACGGGCCGUGGCUAUGAGAUGAAGCGUGAAGGGUCUGGGCGAGGAAAUUGGGGAACUGCAACCGAUGAAGGCCUUGCACAGGACACUGCAGAUGCUCUUAAUCCUGAGGAGACUUCUGCCGUGGUGGAGGAUGAGAAGAAACCUGAAGAUGCACCACAGUCUGAGGUUGAGAAGGACAAGGACGGUGCAGAGAAUGAAGAGGAGGAAAAGGAACCUGAGGAUAAGGAGAUGACUUUGGAGGAAUAUGAAAAGGUACUGGAGGAAAAACGAAAAGCUUUACUUGCCCUUAAGGCUGAGGAGAGAAAAGUUGAAAUUGACAAGGAGCUGCAGUCCAUGCAACAAUUGUCAGUUAAAAAGGAUGCUGAUGAAGUGUUUAUCAAGCUGGGCUCUGACAAGGACUUGAAAAAGAAAGAAAAUGCUGAAAGAGAAGAACGGGCCAAGAAGUCCCUGAGCAUCAACGAAUUCUUGAAGCCGGCUGAAGGUGAGAGGUACUAUAACCCCAGUAGCCGUGGCCGUGGGCGCGGUAGGGGUCGUGGUGAGCGUGGGGGGUUCCGUGGUGGUUACAAUGGUAGCUAUCGGGGACCAGCUGCUGCUCCAGCCAUCGAAGACCAGGCUCAGUUCCCUGCCCUGGCCUAAGCACAGCUCGGUUUACUCCUGAGUUCGCUCAAGAUCAUGUCACUGUUGUUGAGUCCUCUUGUUGCUGCUGCUGCUGCUAUGUCGCUCCCAGCAUGUUUAUCGCCGUGCCGUGUGGUGUAUCCGUGUGUGGUGUUGUAGGGGUUACCUGCUUCUGUUUUUUUGGUAGGAUUAUGUGUCCAACAUUUCUCAUGUACUGGUGUGCUCGUGAUUAAAUGGUUUUGCUCACUGAGAAAUUAAAUCC
This is a messenger RNA of Sorghum bicolor (sorghum), 1603 nucleotides long. Its product is annotated as RGG repeats nuclear RNA binding protein A. NCBI's taxonomy places the organism in Eukaryota, Viridiplantae, Streptophyta, Magnoliopsida, Poales, Poaceae. The record is from RefSeq and is a predicted model, not a curated record. Gene Ontology annotation, cellular component: nucleus; cytoplasm. The transcript has 6 exons. Gene Ontology annotation, molecular function: RNA binding. The coding region runs from base 226 to 1362 and encodes 378 amino acids.